AUGGCGUCGGCCGAUGUUGGACCAGCGAGGAAGUAUCGAUCCCGAAAGCAAAAACCCUGCGACAAUUGCCGUCGCCGACGAGUAUGCUGUGUCAGAGAUGCUGAGGGUGACUGUGCUCUAUGUAGCAGGCGAUCCAUUCCAUGUACAUUCAGCUCAGAGCCAUCCGCGCGCAAACGGAAGGUAAAGCCAGUUGAAACUCCCACGGCAAAUUCUGCAACCCAGUCUACAGGACCAUCCAGUGGGCCAAUACAGGAGAACACGGGGCUGCGACCAAGUGGCCGCGCAGAUGAGCCUCCGAGGAGCGGAGUCAACAUUGGUGAAGGGAAAUAUAUUGGCCUAAGUGGGACGGACGAUGUGUACUUUGCCCUUGAGCGAGAUCAGGCAAUUGGAAACGACCCAGCACGGGAGGCAUACUUCAGGGAGCGGGCAUCCUCGUCGACAUCUGCAUUCUCCGAAACAUCCAAUAAUCAUGCUCGGCCUAUUGAUCCGGACGCAGCAGUGGUGCAAUCAAUCUUUUUCGAACAGUCCCAUCCAGCAUAUCCACUGUUAGAUGAAAGCCGAGCAAAGAAGCAUAAUUCUCGGCUGCUGACCAACGCAAUCGCCAUUAUUUCCAAAUAUACCUCCCCUGAAUUGCAAGGACUGGACAAUAAUGUUCUGAUUGAAGGGUUUUCUGCCUUAUUACUGCUUGAAGCGAGAUCUCCGACCCUUGAGACUGUAGAAGCCGCUAUUCUGUUCACUCAAAGAGCACUACGAGGCAAAAUGAGCACGAGUGCCCCGGGGAUGUGGGCUGUGAUUGGCACCAUUGUUGGUAUCUGUCAUGAUCUUGGCCUCAAUAUCGAUUGCUCAGCCUGGAGCAUUCCGGAAGCUGUUAAAAGGCGCAGAAAACGUCUGUGGUGGUCAAUGUAUAUGCAAGACAAAUGGUUUGCGAUGGCACUUGGACGGCCAUCAUACAUCAGGGACAGUAACACAACAACACCCAUGCUAUCGGCAAUUGAUUUUGAGGGUACAGCAGCGAGUAGCGAUGGCCCUGAUGGCGAACCUGUGAAGCGGCCGGAGCUUAUUACUGGUAUUCAUUGCUUCGUUGCCAUGGCUGAAUUGACCGUGAUCUUGGACGAGAUCCUCUCGAUUUUCUUUACCCUCAGUUCCGUUGUACAGCUCAGAACAGUUACCGGUGAACAUAUCAUUGAUGUUUCUGAUCGAAUCGAGCAGAAACUUGUAAACUGGCGCGCCACAUACCUGGAUCACAUCCUCGUUCAGCGAUUCUUUCCUGACGUGACAGGCAGCCUGGAAAUCGCCUUCUACACUGUUAGAAUCAUGCUGCUACGGGGUAUAUUUCCAAAGCUAUAUCGAAGAAACCUUUCUCUAGAUCGCCAAUUUGAGCUCGCUGUCGAGUGUACUUCGAGCAUGAUCACCUUGGUAGAGACACUGCAGAUCAACAGGCUGAGUACUUUCUGGUGGUCGUGCUCAGGAUUCAACCUCGCACUUGCUGGCACUUUCAUGGCCAGCUUGAAACGCCUUUCCACUGAUGAUACACGCGUAAGGUACUGGGACGGCCGAUUUAAAUACUAUCGGAAGCUGCUCUCGGCGUAUGGGACUAGCUUCUGGCCCGCCAAGUUUGCAGCGACGGCACUCGAUCACAUGGCCAAGAAUUUGACAAAAACGACUGGUGAUGAUGUGAACUCGGAGAUGGGUGACGGGCCGUCCAUAUUCACUUCACCCUCAACACCCUGGUCGGGAGUUUCGUAUGAUUUCUUCCCGCACAAUCUGACGAGCCUGAACGGGAUCGACUUCGACGCCGGUUGGUGGAUGGAAGAUAACGGCCAAUGGUCAGCGGAUGUGGCAAGUGCUGCUGCAUAA
Molecule: messenger RNA, 1857 nt
Organism: Exophiala aquamarina CBS 119918
Lineage: Eukaryota; Fungi; Ascomycota; Eurotiomycetes; Chaetothyriales; Herpotrichiellaceae
Exons: 7
Coding region: 1-1857 (618 amino acids)
Biological process (GO): DNA-templated transcription
Cellular component (GO): nucleus
Molecular function (GO): zinc ion binding; DNA-binding transcription factor activity, RNA polymerase II-specific; DNA binding
Source: RefSeq, a predicted model, not a curated record